Messenger RNA from Zootermopsis nevadensis, 744 nucleotides. RefSeq names its product NHP2 ribonucleoprotein (gene NHP2). The record is from RefSeq and is a predicted model, not a curated record. Gene Ontology annotation, cellular component: ribonucleoprotein complex. Gene Ontology annotation, molecular function: RNA binding. NCBI's taxonomy places the organism in Eukaryota, Metazoa, Arthropoda, Insecta, Blattodea, Termopsidae. Gene Ontology annotation, biological process: ribosome biogenesis.
UUUAAUGGUAAACCGGAAAUAACAUCGUACCUGUGUAUUUCCGCCAAGCAAAAUUGUUUGUGUUGUUUUUAAAGUGUUCAUUGUCGAGCACAUGGGAAAGAAUAUGAAAAAAUCCAAGAAAGAUCGCAAGUCUAGUGAAGUAGCAACUGAAGGCGAUGAAUCUGUAGCUGGCCCUUCAGUUGAAAAUACAUUGGAACAAGUUGUAUACACUAGUCCAAUAGCACAGCCUAUGGCGUCUUCGAAAGUGACGAAGAAAAUCCGUAAAUUAAUUAAAGCAAGUUUGGCAUUAAAUGAAAAGAUGUAUCUUCGGAAUGGGUUGAAAGAUGUUCAGUCGAGCAUUCGCAAAAAGGAAAGAGGUCUUGUUGUUUUUGCUGGAGAUGUUACACCAAUAGAAGUAAUGUGCCACCUUCCGGGAGUGUGUGAGGAGCUUGAUAUCCCUUAUGUGUAUGUUAACUCACGCCAGGUUUUGGGAUCAGCGCUGGGUAUGAAACGAGGUUCACUGAUGGUUCUGUUGAAAAGACAUGAUAAUUAUGGAGAUCUGUAUGAUAAAGUGGUUAAGUCAAUUAAUUCUUUACCUCCGCCAUGGACUUACGAGUUUCAGUAAUGCCUCAAUGAUUUGGUACUGCAAGAUGUGUGUGAAUAUUCAACAAAACUGAUCACAUUAUUAUAUCUUUAGGAAUGUUUAUUGUUACUGUAUUAAUUUUAACAGCGGGGUUAAACUUAAUAAAUUACAAUUUAUAUAUA